This is a messenger RNA of Lingula anatina, 3231 nucleotides long. RefSeq lists its product as uncharacterized. The record is from RefSeq and is a predicted model, not a curated record. Gene Ontology annotation, cellular component: extracellular region. Lineage: Eukaryota; Metazoa; Brachiopoda; Lingulata; Lingulida; Lingulidae.
AUGUUCGCUCUGAAGACUUUUUUCCAAUCGCUGUACCUCGUAGCAUCUAUUCUACCGUUGACCAUUGACGCAGCUCCUCGUGCUAAACGUCAAGCCAACUGCGCAUGCCCAGCGAAUGGGUUCACAGCUCAGGAGAAACAAGGUCUUGUGGACCGGCACAAUUUCCAUAGGGCAAAUGUGAACCCACCGGCAUCGGAUAUGACACGGAUGGUAUGGGACGACGAUUUAGCCAACUGUGACGCUCAGGCGUACGCCAACAGAUGCAUAUGGGCCCACGGAACCGUCGACCUCACCGGCUGCCCUUACGACUUCAGCACACCCCAGUACAGAGGUCAGAAUCUAUGGGCACGGACAGCCUUCUCGGCCCAGAAACCGACCAAUCUGGCGACAAACGUCGUGGACAGUCUUCAUGCAGAGAAUCAAUAUUAUAAUUACGCUUCCAAUACGUGUAACAAUGGGAAAGUGUGUGGACACUAUACACAGCUUGUAUGGGCCAACAGUUAUCGCCUGGGAUGUGGUAUCGCUUACUGCACCACGGGAUCGCCAUUUGCACAGUCCCAAAAUUGGUGGAAUGUCGUUUGUCACUAUUUCCCUGGAGGUAACUACCAGGGCCAGAAACCAUACAAGAGUGGUCAAGGCUGCAGUCAGUGUCCAUCAGGAUCUGGGGGAUGUUCCAAUGACGGGAGACUCUGUAUUUCCUCAUACGAAUGUACUAUGAACCCAUCAGCUUGUGGUGGUGGUGGAUGCAACAAACAAUGUGUGAAUGGAAACCUCAAUACUCAAACUUGUACGUGUAUCUGCAACCAGGGUUGGACUGGGACUUUGUGUGACCAACAGGUCUGUACCAAAAACUGCGGUGUGAACGGAUAUCUCAAUUCUCAAAGUUGUACGUGUAUCUGCAAUCAGGGUUGGACCGGAACUUUGUGUGACCAGCCGGUUGGGGGUGGUUGUACCAAAAAUUGUGGUGCGAACGGAUACCUCAACACUCAAACGUGUACGUGUAUCUGCAACCAGGGUUGGACUGGGACUUUGUGUGACCAACAGGUCUGCAACAAAAACUGCGGUGCGAACGGAUACCUCAACACUCAAACUUGUACGUGUAUCUGCAACCAGGGUUGGACCGGAACUUUGUGUGACCAGCAGGUCUGCAAUAAAAACUGUGGCGCGAACGGAUACCUCAAUUCGCAAACUUGUACGUGUAUCUGCAACCAGGGAUGGACCGGACCUCUAUGUGACCAGCAGACCUGUACCAAAAAUUGCGGUGUGAACGGAUAUCUCAAUUCUCAAACUUGUACGUGUAUCUGUAACCAGGGUUGGACUGGGACUUUGUGUGACCAGCCGGUCGGGGGUGGUUGUACCAAAAACUGCGGUGCGAACGGAUACCUUAAUUCUCAAACUUGCACGUGUGUUUGCAACCAGGGAUGGACUGGGACUUUGUGUGACCAACGGGUGUGUAACAAGCAGUGCGUGUAUGGCACCUUGGAUAGCCAGUCUUGUACCUGCAACUGCUUCCCGAGGUGGGGAGGAGCUCUCUGCGACCAAUAUUUAGGGGGUGGAUGUAAUAAACAAUGCAUACACGGCUACCUGGACUAUCCAAGGUGUACUUGUGUGUGUCAAACCGGCUGGACGGGACCGACCUGUAACCAAAGAAAAUCUUCAGCUUGUAACAAAGAAUGCAAACAUGGUUUUCUGAGAACAUCUGACUGUAAAUGUAUAUGCAACGAUCUGUGGAUGGGUGAACUUUGUGACAAGAGGGAAUCUUCAGUGUGUACCAAAGAAUGCAAACAUGGUUUUCUGAGAACAUCUGACUGUAAAUGUAUAUGUGACGAUCUUUGGACUGGUGAACUUUGUGACAAGAGGGAAUCUUCAGUGUGUAACAAAGAAUGUCAACAUGGCUUUUUGAGAACAUCUGACUGUAAAUGUAUAUGUGACGAUCUGUGGACGGGUGAACUUUGUGACAGGAGAGAAUUUUCAGCUUGUAACAAAGAAUGCAAAUAUGGCUUUUUGAGAACAUCUGACUGUAAAUGUGUAUGUGACGACUUGUGGACCGGUGAACUUUGUGACAGGAGGGAAUCUACAGCUUGUAACAAAGAAUGUCAACACGGCUUUCUGAGAACAUCUGACUGUAAAUGUAUAUGUGACGAUCUCUGGACGGGUGAACUUUGUGACAGGAGAGAAUCUUCAGUCUGUAACAAAGAAUGUCAACACGGCUUUCUGAGAACAUCUGACUGUAAAUGUAUAUGUGACGAUCUGUGGACGGGUGAACUUUGUGACAAGAGGGAAUCUUCAGCUUGUUACAAAGAAUGCAAAUAUGGCUUUCUUAGAACAUCUGACUGUACAUGUAUAUGUGACGAUUUGUGGACGGGUGAACUUUGUGACAGGAGCGAAUCUUCAGCUUGUAACAAAGAAUGUCAACACGGCUUUCUGAGAACAUCUGACUGUAAAUGUAUAUGUGACGAUCUGUGGACGGGUGAACUUUGUGACAAGAGGGAAUCUUCAUUAUGUACCAGAGAAUGCAAAUAUGGCUUUCUGAGAACAUCUGACUGCAAAUGUAUAUGUGACGAUCUCUGGACUGGUGAACUUUGUGACAAGAGGGAAUCGCAGAAUACUAGUGACUGCAGAAAGGAAUGCCAACAUGGCUGGCUAAGACCGUCUGACUGUACAUGUGUUUGUGAUGACCUUUGGUCCGGCGAGCUAUGUGAUAUGUCUGAUUCAACUCCCUGCAAUAAGACGUGUGGAGCCCAUGGUUGGCUCCGGAUCUCCGACUGCGCAUGCGUGUGUGAUGACCUGUGGAAUGGUGUACUAUGCGACAGGUGGGAGUGUCCGAACCAAUGUGUACGUGGCACACAACGGCCAGACUGCAGUUGUCAAUGUCCACCCGGAUGGACAGGGCUUGAUUGCAAUACCCCAAGUACCAUGUGUCAGAAGAACUGCGGUCCACAUGGAACCUUGCACGUGCCAAGCUGCACGUGUCGCUGCGAGCCUGGUUGGAGAGGAGCGCUCUGCACUCAACAAUUAGGAGUGUGCACCAAAACGUGUAUGAAUGGCGUCGUGAACCCUGCCACGUGCACCUGUCUCUGCUACCCCGGAUGGACCGGUCCCACGUGCUCCCAACGAGGCUGCAACAAGAAUUGUGUCAAUGGUCAGCUGCAGCCUGAUUGCACUUGUUCAUGUCGCCCGGGAUGGACUGGAGAUCUGUGUGACCAACCCCUGAAAUUGUUAACAUUUUGA